This is a messenger RNA of Bipolaris sorokiniana ND90Pr, 1276 nucleotides long. RefSeq lists its product as uncharacterized. The transcript is spliced from 5 exons. Gene Ontology annotation, molecular function: proton-transporting ATPase activity, rotational mechanism. Gene Ontology annotation, biological process: vacuolar acidification. Bases 158 to 934 code for a protein of 258 amino acids. The record is from RefSeq and is a predicted model, not a curated record. Gene Ontology annotation, cellular component: fungal-type vacuole membrane; vacuolar proton-transporting V-type ATPase complex. NCBI's taxonomy places the organism in Eukaryota, Fungi, Ascomycota, Dothideomycetes, Pleosporales, Pleosporaceae.
CGCUCCGUCCCAUUCACUGUACGCCGACUGCGCCUGCCUGAGUGGCCCCGAGACAUCCCACCACACCGUCUAUAUUUGCGUCGCUUCGUCAGCACUUCUACAGCCCCUCCAACUCCAGCUUCAGCCCCAUCCUACACUACCGCGCCGAGCUGCAGCCAUGUCCGGCAGUGGGGCGAGAGAGGCCGUCUUCGCGACCCGGCAGUCGCUGGGUAUGAUGAAAAGCAAGCUCAAGGGUGCCCAGACUGGCCAUGAUCUGCUGAAGCGAAAGAGUGAAGCCCUGACAAAACGUUUCCGAGAAAUCACUCGCCGCAUCGAUGAGGCCAAGCGCAAGAUGGGCAGAGUCAUGCAGGUCGCUGCCUUCUCCCUCGCCGAAGUCACGUAUGCAGUUGGCGGUGACAUUGGCUACCAAAUCCAAGAAUCUGCAAAGCAAGCGCGCUUCCGCGUGCGCACCAAGCAAGAGAAUGUGUCUGGUGUUUUCCUCCCGCAAUUCGAGAGCUUCACCGUCGAGCAGAACAACGACUUCGCCUUGACAGGAUUGGGCAAGGGUGGUCAGCAAGUGCAGAGGUGCAGAGAGACAUAUGCUAGAGCCGUUGAAACGCUAGUAGAGCUGGCCAGUCUGCAGACAGCCUUCGUCAUAUUGGAUGAGGUAAUUAAGGUUGUCAACCGCCGUGUCAACGCUAUUGAGCACGUCAUUAUUCCCCGCACCGAAAACACCAUCAAAUACAUCAACUCCGAGCUGGAUGAGCUGGAUCGAGAAGAGUUUUACCGCCUGAAAAAGGUCUCCAAGAAGAAGCAGAAUGAUGCUGCAGCGGAAGAAGCAGAAAGGGUCGCAAAGAAAAAACAAGCACAGGAGGCGGAGACCCAGGCGCCCCAGCAGGCUGUCGAGACCAAGGACGUGCUUGGCGACGAGGACAACGAGGACGUCAUUUUCUGAGCACUCAGCCGUCGCUUGCCUUUGUGAGAUUGACCCCUUCCUCUGUUGCGACCUCUGUUUCCUUGAUCGACUCAGCUUGCAGUUGGCGGUAUUCCUUCUUGAAAGUCUCAGCUUCCCAGUAUGCAGUUACAGCCUUCUCAUCCCAGGAGAUCAUAUCGAUCCAACUGUGCUCUUCUUUGUCUUCUCUAGAGGGGACAUAAGUAUUGUAUCAUAAUAUUGCCAUAGUAAGCGUUCAGACAACAGGACAUCUAUUGUGUCGGCCCGCAUCUGGUGUUCAUUGUUGAACGAGGUAUCAUAAAAGCAUAAACUCAGAAGCAAUAAAUCCAUAUGCAAUAACCUACU